AUGCCAAAGCUACGCUAUAAAAAGGAGAAAAAAAGGCAUCACGAUCAUGACAAGAGCAAGAAGAAAAAGCAUAAAAAGAGAGGAGACUAUCAUGUACCACAAACUGCAUAUGAGCCAGAAGAAGGUUGGGUACCACCGAAUGCACACGAUCCAUGGGACGAAGAAGAAGACGAAUGGAGAGCAAAAAUGUUUGAUGCUAUGGGAGAGGACGAAGGUGGAGAUGGUUAUUUUUCUCGAUAUGAAUAUUAUCAACCUCAAGAGCAACGCAUGUCUGAUGAGGAAUAUCGUCAGCAUAUUGUAAGGGGCAUGUAUGAACGAAAGCACGCAGCAGAGAUUGAGGCGGAAAGAAUAUGGAAAGCUGAGCAAGAGAAAAAGAGGCGAGAAAGAGAGGAGGCAAGGAGAAAAGUGAUGGAAGAAGAAGCAGAACGAAGACGUAUAGAGGAGAUGUAUCGACAGAUAGAAAGAGAAAGACGGUAUCAGACAACGAUCGAAGACUAUGAUAAAAAGUGGAAGGAUCUUGAAGAGAUGAGUGAGAUCAAAAGAAAGGAUAUACCUUGGCCUGUCCAAGGAAAGAACUUCUCCUUUGACUCUGUUCGUUCGUUCUUUAUGAACAACAGUAAAGAAUCAGUCAGUGAUCUGAAAAAACGCGUUCGUCAAGAGCAAAGACGCUAUCACCCAGAUAAGUUCAUGACGAGAGUGAUGAGUCGAUUUAAAGGAUCAGAGGAUGACAAACAGCAAAUCAUGACACGUAUGAAUGAAAUUGCCGGAUGGCUGAAUGAAUUAUGGCAAAAAUUGUAA
Messenger RNA from Rhizopus microsporus ATCC 52813, 798 nucleotides. RefSeq lists its product as uncharacterized. The record is from RefSeq and is a predicted model, not a curated record. Bases 1 to 798 code for a protein of 265 amino acids. The transcript has a single exon. Lineage: Eukaryota; Fungi; Mucoromycota; Mucoromycetes; Mucorales; Rhizopodaceae. Gene Ontology annotation, biological process: canonical NF-kappaB signal transduction.